Messenger RNA from Hypoxylon trugodes, 1228 nucleotides. RefSeq lists its product as uncharacterized. Gene Ontology annotation, biological process: regulation of transcription by RNA polymerase II. The transcript has 3 exons. Lineage: Eukaryota; Fungi; Ascomycota; Sordariomycetes; Xylariales; Hypoxylaceae. The coding region runs from base 231 to 1109 and encodes 292 amino acids. The record is from RefSeq and is a predicted model, not a curated record. Gene Ontology annotation, cellular component: PcG protein complex; transcription regulator complex. Gene Ontology annotation, molecular function: DNA-binding transcription factor activity, RNA polymerase II-specific; RNA polymerase II cis-regulatory region sequence-specific DNA binding.
CCAUCUACCGCAUAUACUUAAGUAUCCACACUCCCCGUACAUAUUUCCCAACUGUCGUCUUCAGAAUCAUUAAUCGCCUCUUAAAAAAUACCGAGGAUCCACGAGUGUCACUUCCUACCAGUAACGCACAAAAGCCUUUCAGCAACUAAUAUCUACGACUAUCGUCGACAAGAAACACUAGUGUUAAUAUCGUCAACUAUAUAUAUUCAUCUUAACCUAAUACAUAUACAAUGGCCACCGCCAUGUACGCAACGCAGCCUGGUGCUCAGUACGGAUAUCCGCAACCGCCUCCAUCACCUCCAAUGGACGAAACAUCGAAAUGUUCACUACCCUCUAUUUCCAACUUACUAGUAAUGGCCGAUGCUGGAUCACCGACGACCGAGCAGUCUCCGCAGUCUCAACAAGCUCCAUCAGUAAAAGCAGAGACUCGACCAAAUUCGUCUCACUGUGUGGGUAACGGACUUUCUCGAGCUGCUUUACCUCCUACGCCUCCUAUGAGCUCGGAUGCCUCCUUCGAGGGCUACAACUCACCCUCGACGAGAUCAGUUUCCGUAGUAUCAGCACCAAACUAUUAUUACGAGACCACCCCGCCUCUAGAGGAUGUUCAUCGUCAACAAAUGUCGGCUGCCGCGCCUCGUAUGCCCGUCCAGGCUCCAGCAUUCCCACAACCCGCCUUUACCGCGCCAACAUAUCUUGGCCAGGCGCCAAUGCCAUCUUACUAUCCUGCUACCCUUCCUGGAGCCCAACCAGCGCAACCACAGAUCUCAGGGCUUUACUACCAGAGACCACUACCACAGACCUUUCCUCCCUUACCAGUGACAGUUUCUCUAGCACCAGCUCCAGGUGGCAACCCAUGGCAACACCAUCACUACAUCUCUCCAUCUUCAGCGGCUUCUUUCCCCCAGUCGCAGGACCGUUACAUUUGCCAGACUUGCAACAAAGCAUUUUCGAGACCGAGCUCUCUACGGAUCCAUAGCCACUCACAUACAGGCGAGAAGCCCUUCAAGUGCCCACACGCGGGUUGCGGGAAAGCAUUUAGUGUGCGAAGCAACAUGAAGAGACACGAACGGGGAUGCCACGACAACGGCAGUUCGUCCCACCAUCGCUAGGCCGAUAUCGAAUCGAUAAUUCAUUAUUUUUACUGUUUAUUCCUAAUACGACUUAAUCCGGCGCUGCUGUCCUAAAGAGGAGGUCUGCAAAGAGCCGAGAGGGUUACGGAUAUGAAGGA